Pelobates fuscus (common spadefoot toad) is the source of this 794-nucleotide messenger RNA. It is a transcript of the gene PGPEP1, whose product is annotated as pyroglutamyl-peptidase I. Gene Ontology annotation, cellular component: cytosol. Bases 122 to 739 code for a protein of 205 amino acids. Gene Ontology annotation, biological process: proteolysis. The record is from RefSeq and is a predicted model, not a curated record. Gene Ontology annotation, molecular function: pyroglutamyl-peptidase activity. The transcript has 5 exons. Lineage: Eukaryota; Metazoa; Chordata; Amphibia; Anura; Pelobatidae.
AGUAGCGUGUGAACUGUCACAUGACCGAGGGAUGAUAACUGAGCUCUGUGCUGUGCUGUCAGUUGGAGUUUGUGACAGGCUGUAGUGCUGAUUUAUAGAGAAGUGUGGAACAUAUACAGAAAUGGACGGUAUGGAGUCUCGGAGUAAGACUGUGGUGGUAACUGGUUUCGGCCCAUUUGGUGAACAUGAGGUGAAUAGUAGUUGGGUUGCUGUGCAGGAACUGGAAAAGUUAGGCCUUGGAGAUGACAUUAAUCUAAAAGUUUUUGAAGUUCCAGUUGAAUAUCAGGCAGUACAAAUGUUAAUCCCUGAAUUACUGGAAACACAUAAACCACAGGUAAUUGUUCAUGUAGGAGUUUCUGGCAUGGCUUCAACCGUGACAAUAGAGAAAUGUGGUCACAAUGCUGGUUACAUACGGAUGGACAACUGUAAUUUCUGUCCAGGGAUGUAUUGUUGUGUUGAAGAAGGCCCUGAAUAUUUACACUCGAUUAUUGACAUAGAUGCCGUCUGCAAAGGAGCUUCAUCAGCUUGUCCGGAAGUUCAGUUCACAGUGUCUACAGAUGCUGGCAGGUACCUCUGUGAUUUCAUUUACUACACAUCAUUGCAUCAAAGCCGUGGCAAAUCUAUGUUUAUCCAUGUUCCCCCUCUUGGUAAGCCUUAUACAGCGGCACAACUCGGUCAGGCUCUGCAGGCCAUUUUAACAGUCAUCCUGGACUUGCUCGAGUAUUCAGAAGACCAUUAAAUAUGCCAUCACUAACACGAAUAUGAAUAAAGAACAUAUCUGCAGAACAAAAUUA